Funneliformis geosporum is the source of this 404-nucleotide messenger RNA. NCBI's taxonomy places the organism in Eukaryota, Fungi, Glomeromycota, Glomeromycetes, Glomerales, Glomeraceae. The record is from the annotation of a GenBank genome assembly.
GCACUGAUGUAGUACGAAGAUGGCAACCAAGUGAUCCGUUUUCACCAAAUGGAUAUGUCUUAGCUUUCGAAACACUUGCAAAACUUGGUGAUUCAGUAACUGAAAAUUACAAGGUUAUUAGAAAAUUUCAACCUUUUUCAUUAUUACAACGAAAGAUGAGUUUUAAUUUGUAUGCCACAAAAAAAGUGAACGCAAAAUAUUGUCAUGAUGAUGGGGUUACAUUGCUUCGCGCAUGUGUUAUUGAAUUGCCGGAAAAUGAAAAUCUUGAUGAUGUAACAAUAGUAUUUACUUUAACCUUUGGCGCCGUUGAAAUUAUAGCUACAGCCGUUAAUCAAAAUACUGGUGAAAAAACCUUUGAAGGUGAUGAUUUGGACUCAGAAAGUGUAUUUGCCGAAGAUUUAUAG